GCUCAAACAUCCUCCCUCCUACAAACACAACGACGCUGAACUUUUUUGUCGUCUUCAGCCUCGUCCUCGAUCUUCGUCCCAGACGAAAAGAUAUCAAUUGAUCCCUCAGAAAAGAAGAAGCACUCAACUUCUCUUGAAACUCGUAUCGGCAAGCAGCCCACCCCAAAGCCCACCAUGGCCGCCGACUACCCCAUCAUCGACUCCCACAUCCACCUCUACCCAGAGCAAGAAAUCGAGACCCUCGCCUGGCCGACCCCAGGGAACCCCCUCGCGAAGCAACACUCCGUCGAAGACUACGUCGCCGCCACCGGCAGCCCAGCCAACCUAAAGGGCUUCAUCUUUCUCGAAACAGACCGCAAACACGACCUCGAAGCCGGCGCCCGCGAUGCCUCCGGCUGGGAGUUCCCCCUGAUGGAAGUCUCCUGGCUCCGCCGCAUCGCAGAGGGCAAACCCCGCGACGGCGAGGGCCACGGCCCGGAUCACGCCAGCCUCUGCCUGGGCAUCGUCCCCUGGGCUCCCUUGCCCUCCGGCGCCGCCGCCAUGGAGAAGUACCUCGACCACGUCAAGACGGUCGCGGGCGACGCCGUCUGGCCCAAGAUUCGCGGGUUCCGGUACUUGCUGCAGGAUAAGCCGCACGGCACGGGGUUGACGGACGACUUCAUCGACAGCUUGAAGCUCUUGGGCAAGAGGGGUUUCGUCUUCGACAUGGGCGUCGACCAGCACCGCCGCGGCAACAAGCAGCUCGACGAGGCGUUGGAAAUCAUCUCCCGCGCUCACGAGGGUGUUCCGGAGGAGGAAAAGGUCACGUUCGUCAUCAACCACCUCUGCAAACCCGACCUCGGCAUCAUAAACACAACAGACCCCUCCUUCAUCCACUGGCGCACCGCCAUCUACGCCCUCUCCAAGUGCAGUAACACCUACAUGAAGCUCUCGGGCGGCUUCUCCGAGAUGCCCGACUCCCUCAAGAAACAAGACCCCAAUGCCAUCUUUGAGGCAAUCUUCCCCUGGCUCGGCGUCGUCCUCGCCACGUUCGGCACCCGCCGCACAAUGUUCGGCUCCGACUGGCCCGUCUGCACCGUCGGCGUCGACGAGGCCUGGCGCAAGUGGAAGCUCCUCGUCGAGCGCACGUGCUACAUGGCCACCCUCGAGCCCGAGGACCAGGCCGCCCUGUUUGGUGGUACCGCGGCAAAGGCGUAUGGCAUCGAGGGCAUUUGAGAAGUUUGUGUAUGUGUGUGUGUGUUUCUUUUGGUUGUGACUGAAUUGGGCUGUGUGCUAUGGGCUAUGAUUACACUGGGCUUUACAGAUGGGAAGAUUUGAUGAGAAAGAAUGAAUUCGCUGGUUUGUCGCGUCUAGAUACUAUAGUAUUUGGUGGAUUUGACGUUGGAGCGCGCGGGUAUGUUUCUCACGACGGGGAGAUAUUACGACUUUGCACCCAGAUACCACAAAAUUAAAAACGUGUUUUCUUCCUAUACUUAAACCACGUCUAAGAAGAACUACCCGCCAAGACACCCACCGUUGAGCGAAAUAGCAAAAGAGUUC
Molecule: messenger RNA, 1539 nt
Organism: Colletotrichum godetiae
Lineage: Eukaryota; Fungi; Ascomycota; Sordariomycetes; Glomerellales; Glomerellaceae
Product: amidohydrolase
Exons: 2
Coding region: 175-1215 (346 amino acids)
Molecular function (GO): hydrolase activity
Source: RefSeq, a predicted model, not a curated record